This is a messenger RNA of Necator americanus (New World hookworm), 477 nucleotides long. RefSeq lists its product as uncharacterized. Gene Ontology annotation, molecular function: DNA-binding transcription factor activity, RNA polymerase II-specific; RNA polymerase II cis-regulatory region sequence-specific DNA binding. NCBI's taxonomy places the organism in Eukaryota, Metazoa, Nematoda, Chromadorea, Rhabditida, Ancylostomatidae. Bases 1 to 477 code for a protein of 158 amino acids. Gene Ontology annotation, cellular component: nucleus. The transcript has 5 exons. The record is from RefSeq and is a predicted model, not a curated record. Gene Ontology annotation, biological process: neuron development; regulation of transcription by RNA polymerase II; embryonic organ development.
AUGACGUCGUACUUGAUCUUCUUGGCUUUCAUCAUCAGAUCUUCGAUGGCCGCUUCCGAUGCAAGCGAUUUCAACCGCGCCGUCGAGUCUAUUUGUCGCAAGCAUGUGCAAAUGGAGAUGAGGACUAAACAAAUGAUUGCUAAUAGCUUUAUGAUACUACAAACAAGAAUUGCUGAUAUGAGGAAACGGCGUCGAAAUUUCAGUAAGGAAGCAACCGAUAUUCUGCAGGAAUAUUAUGAGAGGCAUUCGACACAUCCAUACCCAACAGAGGAUGAAAAAGCAGUGCUCGCAGAAAAGUGUCAUAUUACCGUGCAACAGGUGUCCAACUGGUUUGGAAACCGCAGAAUACGGAUGAAAAAGUCGCAACGUUCGCAGGAUUUUUGCAAGACCGGUUAUGAGUUUGCAUUGAAAACACCGAAGCUGGGAAAUUUGAGCUCGAUGCGCUUUCCGUCACGACUCAAAACCGAAGAAUCGUAG